Tinamus guttatus (white-throated tinamou) is the source of this 1338-nucleotide messenger RNA. The record is from RefSeq and is a predicted model, not a curated record. Lineage: Eukaryota; Metazoa; Chordata; Aves; Tinamiformes; Tinamidae.
GGCGCUGAGGCGACCAUGGUGCGCAUCACUGAAGAUCUUGUUAGAAGACGUGCAGAACAUAACAACUGUGAGAUAUUUUCACUGGAAGAAAUCUUCUAUCUUCAAAAUAAUUUAAUUCCAAAAAUUGAAAAUGUGGGCAGACUAAAGAAGCUCGAGUAUUUAAAUAUUGCUUUGAACAACAUUGAAAGAAUUGAAAAUCUAGAAGGCUGUGAAGAGCUGAAGAAACUUGACCUGACAGCAAAUUUUAUUGGUGAACUCUCUAGUAUUGAAGUUCUGAAAUAUAACAUACAUCUGAAGGAACUGUUUCUAGUGGGAAACCCAUGUACUGAUUUUGAAGGUUAUAGACAAUUUGUGGUGGCAACUCUUCACCAGCUGGAAUGUUUGGAUAGCAAGGAAAUAGAACGUUCUGAGAGAAUUCGAGCACUUCAAGACUAUCCUGAAGUGAAGGAGAAAAUCAGAGAGCAGGAGAAAGCUUACCUUCUUAAAAGAGCCAGAGAGAAAGAAGAUGCUCAAAGAAGGAUGCAAGAAAAGAAGGAGAAUAAAGAAAAUCAAAUGCAAUCUAAGCUUGGAAUGGACAGCCCAAACUCCCUAUUUGACAGUGGAAACUAUCAGCCAGAAAGAGAGCAACAAACAUGGGAAGAAACUGAUGAGGAAGAAGACAGAAGAUUCUGGGAGGAGCCUACACCAUAUACGCCAGAAUCUAGAUUGGAAACUCACAGAUAUAUUGAAGAAAAGAGAGCUAAAGAUAGUAUAAGGGAGUCAAAGAAGAAAGAAAAGCCACUUCGGACUUUGAUCACCACAGAAGGAAAAGCUCUGAAUGUAAAUGAGCCCAAGCUUCAUUUCACUUUGGAAGAUGACGAAGAAAACAACCAAUUCGUCUUGGAUCUUGCUGUUUACAGACAUCUAGACACUUCUCUGCUUGAUGUUGAUGUCCAGCCAACUUACGUACGAGUACGGGUGAAGGGAAAGCCGUUUCAGCUUGUGCUCCCUGAGGAAGUGAAACCAGAUAGCAGCAUUGCUAAAAGAUCACAAACAACUGGGCAUUUAGUUGUCAGCAUGCCAAAGGCUAAUGGAAUAAUCCUGGCUAGGCAAAAAGUGUCAACUUCAAUCAAAACAUCUGACAGCAAUACACCGCAAAAAAACACAAGAAGAAGUGGACGAGUUGAGAAAUUAGAAGUGGAUCCUAGUAAAUAUUCAUUCCCUGAUGUGACAAAGAUAAUCCAAGAGAAGGAACAAAUUGGACAGGGACCUGUUAGUUUCCAACCAAGGAAAAUUACGGAGAAUGAGAAGAGUUAUGUUGAUGUUGAAAAUAAUGAAGAAGUUCCACCCUUAAUUUGA